UGAUUGUGAUGUUUGAUGUGAUCAGCUGAUUUGCACUUUACCAUCUUUAGCAGACGUGUAGACAACACCGCAGUGACAACAUAACCUCACUUCACACCAGUCGCAGUUCUUCGAGCCAUUCGUGGGUAGUGACGGAGUGGGAGCGGGGAGAGAGGCUCCUUCAGCCGGGGAACUUGCUGGGAGCCGUCAGUGUAGCAGCAGCCAGCAGCAGUGACAGUGACAGUGCGCGCCAUGAGUGACGACGCGCGGCGAACAGUGACCGAAACGUCGACGGCCGCGACCGCGACUACAGUGGAACAGUCUAAGACAACCAAAAGUUCAGUGAUCAGUGGUUCCAAAGUGACAGUGUCCUCUUCCUCCUCGUCCCCCGUAAAGGACGCUAAACCUGGUAAGUCUUCCACACCCGAUAAGAAACUCUUGGCAGGCAAGAAGAAGAAGCAGGAUAAGGAGGUAAAGAUAGUCGGGGGUAAAUAUAUUAAAACAAUUGUUGAAGACGAAGGGGACGAUUCUGUCAGAAUUGUUGAGCUUCCGUCAGAUUACCCUUCUCCAGACACCACUCUCGCCGAGGGAGACGUGUAUGUUACUAGGUAUAUCGUUGACGAGUCCGGUACACAGAGUCCACACUUGUUGCGUUCCAUAUCGGUACCGUAUGAUACUAGCGAUGUAAUUUUCUCUCCAACAGUGACUUCCAGUACCGAUGGGGUUGAAUCAAAAAUCAAAACUGUAACUCAUGAACGUUUUGAUCAAAAUGGAAAAGCUGAAGGGUUUCGUAAAACUUAUUCUGGAGUCGCUCCCAGUGACGGUGUAGCCGUUGACUUAAAACAACAACCUGAAACGUACAAGGUCCAACAUCCUCCCAGUGUGAAAAUGGUUGGGGGUAAAAUAAUAAAGCUGUCAUCAAGUGAUUAUGAUGACUCAGCAAAUUUUAUUGCUAUGGAAAGAGGACAAAAUGUGGUUCAGUCUAGGUCUUCCGAUAAAUCCUAUGUGCAUUCCUCUGUCCAGGAAACUUCUCGGAAAUCGGAUUCAUUCGUUUCCUCUAGGGAAGUGUCUUCUUCGGACAAAAUUUUUUCUGAAUCUCAAGUCGUUCAUAAUUUGGCUCAUGAAAAUGUUAUCAAUGUACACGGAAGAACUAGUGGAAUGACACAACAUCAGAUAACAAAAGGUUCUAGCUUAAAUGAUACUAUCAAUGUUUCAUCUUCAAGUCAAGAGUUGUCCUCAAAAUCAGAAUCCUUUGUUUCUAAGAGUACAUCUUCCCAAGAUAUUUCGUCUUUCGAUAACAAAACAAUUCAAAAAUCUAUAUCAGACAAAACUAAUGUAGGAGUAGAAAGAAAGUCCAAUGAUUCUGUUAGUGUAAGAGAUCAGCAAAUACUAAGCAAGGACCAUAAGUCACAGUCUUCUCAAAGUAUAGUCUCUCAAACAUCUGCUAGCAAGAAGACAUCGGCUGUGUCUUCUACAGUGGCACAAUCUUCUAAGAGUAUAUCUAGUGUUAAAACUGGAGGGAAAGUCAUCAGAACUUCUCAAGUGUAUGUGAUCGAUUCUAAAGGUAAUAAAAAGCUGGUCUCACAAGAUAAGAGUGAAGACAAUGUGCCUUCUGAAGAAAAACAAAUCGUUGACGAGUAUGCAUCUGUUCAGUCUGAUCAGCAAAUUUCUGUAGAGGAAAGCUACUCAUCUACAUUAGCUCACCAAGCAUCAAAAGACAGUAAGAUUGGUUCAAAAUCCAUCAUCAGCCAGUCUAAAUUUGAUGAAUCUGCAAUUUCUAAAGAGCUUAAUAAAUCAAUUAGUUCAACUAGUGUAACUGAAUCGCGCAAUGAGUCGUUACAAAGCUCAGUGUCUUCAACAACUCACAGUUCUCAACGAGUCAUCAGUGACUCAAACUUAUCUAAUGUUCCUGGUGUUAGAUAUAUCACUGUGCCAACAGCAGAUGGUAAAGGUCAAGUUGUUGAGGAGGUUGUAAGGAUGAUUGGAGGUAAGAUUGUCAAAAGCAGAAAAAUAGUAGAGGGCCCUAUUCCACCUACUGCUACAGAAGGAACAGGUCAGUCUUACUUUAUUAACGAAAGUGGAGAAAAAGUGUAUGUGAUUAGUCAGCCAAUAAACGAAAACAUUUCUCAACAUGAACGAUUAAACACUAGUGAUUCAUCUAAUAUGCAAGAGUCUAGUAAAACAUUCAUCAUCAAUGAAAAGGGAGAACGUUUCUUAUUUGAUGAUAAGAUAUCAGAUAUAUCCCAUAUUGAUAAACACGAUAAUACAAUAACACGUACAGAGGUCGAUGCAGAUGGAUUUUCCCGCACCAUGAAUGAUAAUGUUACAAAAGUGUUUAGUGACGAAAGUAAUGAGCAUGUAGAGAGUAGAACAGUGGAUAAAAAAUACACAAGUGGUACUUCAAACAUUGUGUCUUCAUCAUCUCAGAAAACAAAGAGUGGUCUAUCAUCCCAUAUGACUGGGGGGCAGAUAAUCAGAACAAAAACUGUUAUUGUCGAUGGAAAACCAAUUACAACAACUUAUGUUGAAGAUAUACCUGGAACAACAAUGUAUGAGGAAGAACAUACUUCAGAAAAAUCUGAAAUCAUUCCUGGCACUAAAACAUCUAAAGCUAUUAAAGAAAGUUCAUUCGAUGAUACAGUUACUUCAUCGUCUGGGUUAGUUCGUAAACAAAAUUACAGAACGGAAGAAGUCGUGAAAAUGGUAGGAGGGAAACUUGUAAAAACCACCCGAGUAAUAUACGACGAACCAGCCGAUGUAUCUGAUGCAGCACAUGAGAAACAUUCAACUGUAACAUCAACAAAAACUAUUCAAAACUUGUCACAUGAAACCCCCCUGAAGGAAUCAAGAGAUUUAAGAGAUAUCUCCCGUAAUACAGUAAAAGAGUUCAGACAUGGAGACCAAGAUAAUAUUACAGAAAGUGUACAUAGUACUGAAGAGACAAGGUCAGACUAUGGCGAAAAAAGUACAAGCCAAAGUUAUAGAAGCGUGUCCUCUAAAGUUGCUGUAGAAGAAAGUACAAGUACAACAUCAGAGAGCAUUGACCAACAACACUACAGUACUAAAACAUCUGUAUUUGACAAAAACAGACAAAUAGAAAAGAAUGAAAAUAUUAGUAGAAAAUAUGGUAUUGAAGAGUCAACCACAUUUCAUGACAUGACUGAAGGGAAGCACUCAGAUGAAAAGCCAGGACUUCAAAAGAAUGUUCAAUAUAACCGCGAAAUAAAAGCAAAAGAAACGCUAGGAACUGAAAAAAUUAUAACUGGACUUCAAAAAACAUCAGAAGUAGUGAAAAUGGUAGGGGGAAAGCUAGUCAAAACGAUGGUAAUAGUAGAUGAUGCAAGGGCUACCAACGAACAAGAGGGUCACAUUACUACUUAUGGAAAAAAUCCUCUUCCAGCUGCUGGAAAACAACCGAAAGGAGAUAGGAUUGUAAGUAUAGAGCCUUUUGAUAAAUAUCCAGAUGAGGAAGAACCAACUGAAAAAUAUCCUAGUAGUACGUAUGGAAAACCAAGAGAUAAACCACAUGGUAUCCAACCAGAUAAAAAGUCACGAAAACCUGCUGAACCUGAAGAUUUGUUUUUAAAAUCUAGAAAACCAUCUGAAACUGACUUUAAUACGUCUGAAACUACUCACACGACAGAAGUCGUGAAAAUGGUGGGUGGGAAAUUAGUGAAAACAACAGUUUUCGUGGACGAUAGAAGAGUCACUGAUGAAACUGAAUCUCACGUAACUACAUUUGAGAAAAAACCACUUCCAGCCGCUGGCAAACCAAGUAAACCAGUUGACAAGUUUGGAAAGCCUAUAGAAGAAGAAAAGAUACCGAAGGAACCCACUGACAAGAAACCGAAAAAUGAAAAAGAAGAACCGUCCGGAAAACCAGCAGCUGGUGUUCCUAGCAAACCUAAAUCGAAACCUGAAGACCAGAUAAAAAUGGUUGAGCCAUAUGACAAAUAUCCAAAAGAUGGGAAAGAACACACUAAGAAAUCUCCUGCUGGGACACCUGGAAAACCAAGAGAUAAACCAGAUAGUUUUCAACCCGAUAAAAAGUCACGAAAACCUGGUGAACCAGAAGAUUUAUUUUUGGAACCCAGAAAAUCAUCCGAUACAGACUUUAUUACGUCUGAAACUACUCACACUACAGAAGUUAUGAAAAUGGUUGGAGGGAAAUUAGUGAAAACCACUGUUUUCGUAGAAGAUAGAAGAAGCACAGAUGAAACGGAAUCUCAUCACACUACAGUCACCAAAAAACCACUCCCAGCUGCUGGGAAACCAAGUAAACCAGUGGACAAGUUUGGAAGGCCAAUAGAAGAUAACAAGCAUCCAACAAAGGAACUCUCAUCAAAGAAACCACAAGAAAAAGAGGAAAUGUACAAAACUGCAGCAUUUGAUAGUCCUAUGGUAACAAAACAACCGAAAGGAGAUAGGAUUGUAAGUAUAGAGCCAUUUGAUAAAUAUCCAGAUGAGAAAGAACCAACUGAAAAAUCUCCUAGUAGUACGUACGGAAAACCAAGAGAUAAACCACAAGGUAUCCAACCAGAUAAAAAGUCACAAAAACCUAGUGAACCUGAAGAUUUGUUUGUAAAACCAAGAGAACCAUCUGAAACUGACUUUACUACGUCUGAAACUACUCACACGACAGAAGUUGUGAAAAUGGUGGGUGGGAAAUUAGUGAAAACAACAGUUUUCGUGGACGAUAGAAGAGUCACUGAUGAAACUGAAUCUCACGUAACUACAUUUGAGAAGAAACCACUUCCGGCCGCUGGUAAACCAAGUAAACCAGUUGACAAGUUUGGAAAGCCUCUAGAAGAAGAAAAGAUACCGAAGGAACCCACUGACAAGAAACCGAAAAAAGAAAAAGAAGAACCAUCCGGAAAACCAGCAGCUGGUGUUCCUAGUAAACCUAAAUCGAAACCUGAAGAUCAGAUAAAAAUGGUUGAGCCAUAUGAAAAGCAUCCAAAAGAUGAUAAAGAACCUACAAAGAAAUCUCCUGCUGGGACACCUGGAAAACCAAGAGAUAAACCAGAAGAUUUGUUUUUGGAACCAAGAAAACCAUCCGAAACUGACUAUACUACAUCUGAAACUACUCACACGACAGAAGUCGUAAAAAUGGUGGGUGGGAAAUUAGUGAAAACAACAGUUUUCGUGGACGAUAGAAGAGUCACUGAUGAAACUGAAUCUCACGUAACUACAUUUGAGAAGAAACCACUUCCAGCCGCUGGAAAACCAAGUAAACCAGUUGACAAGUUUGGAAAGCCUAUAGAAGAAGAUGAGGCACCGAAGAAACCCAUCGACAAGAAACCGAAAAAAGGAAAAGAAGAACCAUCCGGAAAACCAGCAGCUGGUGUUCCUAGCAAACCUAAAUCGAUACCUGAAGACCAGAUAAAAAUGGUUGAGCCAUAUGGCAAAUAUCCAAAAGAUGAGAAAGAACCUACAAAGAAAUCUCCUGCUGGGACACCUGGAAAACCAAGAGACAAACCAGAUAGUUUACAACCCGAUAAAAAGUCACGAAAACCUGGUGAACCAGAAGAUUUAUUUUUGGAACCCAGAAAAUCAUCCGAUACAGACUUUAUUACGUCUGAAACUACUCACACUACAGAAGUUAUGAAAAUGGUUGGUGGGAAAUUAGUGAAAACCACUGUUUUCGUAGAAGAUAGAAGAAGCACAGAUGAAACGGAAUCUCAUCACACUACAGUCAUCAAAAAAACACUCCCAGCUGCUGGGAAACCAAGUAAACCAGUGGACAAGUUUGGAAGGCCAAUAGAAGAUAACAAGCAUCCAACAAAGGAACUCACAUCAAUAAAACCACAAAAAAAAGAGGAAUUGUACAAAACUUCAGCACCUGAGAGUCCUAAGGAAACAAAACAACCGAAAGGAGAUAGGAUUGUAAGUAUAGAGCCUUUUGAUAAAUAUCCAGAUGAGAAAGAACCAACUGAAAAAUCUCCUAGUAGAACGUACGGAAAACCAAGAGAUAAACCACAAGGUAUCCAACCAGAUAAAAAGUCACGAAAACCUGGUGAACCUGAAGAUUUGUUUGUAAAACCAAGAGAACCAUCUGAAACUGACUUUACUACGUCUGAAACUACUCACACGACAGAAGUUGUGAAAAUGGUGGGUGGGAAAUUAGUGAAAACAACCGUUUUCGUGGACGAUAGAAGAGUCACUGAUGAAACUGAAUCUCACGUAACUACAUUUGAGAAGAAACCACAUCCAGCCGCUGGUAAACCAAGUAAACCAGUUGACAAGUUUGGAAAGCCUGUAGAAGAAGAAAAGAUACCGAAGGAACCCACUGACAAGAAACCGAAAAAAGAAAAAGAAGAACCAUCCGGAAAACCAGCAGCUGGUGUUCCUAGCAAACCUAAAUCGAUACCUGAAGACCAGAUAAAAAUGGUUGAGCCAUAUGACAAAUAUCCAAAAGAUGAGAAAGAACCUACAAAGAAAUCUCCUGCUGGGACACCUGGAAAACCAAGAGAUAAACCAGAUAGUUUACAACCCGAUAAAAAGUCACGAAAACCUGGUGAACCAGAAGAUUUAUUUUUGGAACCCAAAAAAUCAUCCGAUACAGACUUUAUUACGUCUGAAACUACUCACACUACAGAAGUUAUGAAAAUGGUUGGUGGGAAAUUAGUGAAAACCACUGUUUUCGUAGAAGAUAGAAGAAGCACAGAUGAAACGGAAUCUCAUCACACUACAGUCAUCAAAAAACCACUCCCAGCUGCUGGGAAACCAAGUAAACCAGUGGACAAGUUUGGAAGGCCAAUAGAAGAUAACAAGCAUCCAAUAAAGGAACUCACAUCAAUAAAACCACAAGAAAAAGAGGAAUUGUACAAAACUUCAGCACCUGAUAGUCCUAAGGAAACAAAACAACCGAAAGGAGAUAGGAUUGUAAGUAUAGAGCCUUUUGAUAAAUAUCCAGAUGAGAAAGAGCCAACUGAAAAAUCUCCUAGUAGAACGUACGGAAAACCAAGAGAUAAACCACAAGGUAUCCAACCAGAUAAAAAGUCACGAAAACCUGGUGAACCUGAAGAUUUAUUUGUAAAACCAAGAGAACCAUCUGAAACUGACUAUACUACAUCUGAAACUACUCACACGGCAGAAGUUGUGAAAAUGGUGGGUGGGAAAUUAGUGAAAACAACAGUUUUCGUAGAUGAUAGAAGAGUCACUGAUGAAACUGAAUCUCACGUAACCACAUUUGAGAAGAAACCACUUCCAGCCGCUGGUAAACCAAGUAAACCAGUUGACAAGUUUGGAAAACCUGUAGAAGAAGAUAAGAUACCGAAGGAACCCACUGACAAGAAACCGAAAAAAGAAAAAGAAGAACCAUCCGGAAAACCAGCAGCUGGUGUUCCUAGUAAACCUAAAUCGAAACCUGAAGAUCAGAUAAAAAUGGUUGAGCCAUAUGAAAAACAUCCAAAAGAUGAUAAAGAACCUACAAAGAAAUCUCCAGCUGGGACACCUGGAAAACCAAGAGAUAAACCAGAAGAUUUGUUUUUGGAACCAAGAAAACCAUCUGACACUGACUAUACUACAUCUGAAACUACUCACACGACAGAAGUUGUGAAAAUGGUGGGUGGGAAAUUAGUGAAAACAACAUUUUUCGUGGACGAUAGAAGAGUCACUGAUGAAACUGAAUCUCACGUAACUACAUUUGAGAAGAAACCACUUCCAGCCGCUGGUAAACCAAGUAAACCAGUUGACAAGUUUGGAAAGCCUGUAGAAGAAGAUAAGAUACCGAAGGAACCCACUGACAAGAAACCUAAAAAAGAAAAGGAAGAACCAUCCGGAAAACCAGCAGCUGGUGUUCCUAGUAAACCUAAAUCGAAACCUGAAGAUCAGAUAAAAAUGGUUGAGCCAUAUGAAAAACAUCCAAAAGAUGAUAAAGAACCUACAAAGAAAUCUACUGCUGGGACACCUGGAAAACCAAGAGAUAAACCAGAAGAUUUGUUUUUGGAACCAAGAAAACCAUCUGACACUGACUAUACUACAUCUGAAACUACUCACACGACAGAAGUUGUGAAAAUGGUGGGUGGGAAAUUAGUGAAAACAACAGUUUUCGUGGACGAUAGAAGAGUCACUGAUGAAACUGAAUCUCACGUAACUACAUUUGAGAAGAAACCACUUCCAGCCGCUGGUAAACCAAGUAAACCAGUUGACAAGUUUGGAAAGCCUGUAGAAGAAGAUAAGAUACCGAAGGAACCCACUGACAAGAAACCUAAAAAAGAAAAGGAAGAACCAUCCGGAAAACCAGCAGCUGGUGUUCCUAGUAAACCUAAAUCGAAACCUGAAGAUCAGAUAAAAAUGGUUGAGCCAUAUGAAAAACAUCCAAAAGAUGAUAAAGAACCUACAAAGAAAUCUCCUGCUGGGACACCUGGAAAACCAAGAGAUAAACCAGAAGAUUUGUUUUUGGAACCAAGAAAACCAUCUGACACUGACUAUACUACAUCUGAAACUACUCACACGACAGAAGUUGUGAAAAUGGUGGGUGGGAAAGUAGUGAAAACAACAGUUUUCGUGGACGAUAGAAGAGUCACUGAUGAAACUGAAUCUCACGUAACUACAUUUGAGAAGAAACCACUUCCAGCCGCUGGUAAACCAAGUAAACCAGUUGACAAGUUUGGAAAGCCUGUAGAAGAAGAUAAGACACCGAAGGAACCCACUGACAAGAAACCUAAAAAAGAAAAGGAAGAACCAUCCGGAAAACCAGCAGCUGGUGUUCCUAGUAAACCUAAAUCGAAACCUGAAGAUCAGAUAAAAAUGGUUGAGCCAUAUGAAAAACAUCCAAAAGAUGAUAAAGAACCUACAAAGAAAUCUCCUGCUGGGACACCUGGAAAACCAAGAGAUAAACCAGAAGAUUUGUUUUUGGAACCAAGAAAACCAUCUGACACUGACUAUACUACAUCUGAAACUACUCACACGACAGAAGUUGUGAAAAUGGUGGGUGGGAAAUUAGUGAAAACAACCGUUUUCGUGGACGAUAGAAGAGUCACUGAUGAAACUGAAUCUCACAUAACUACAUUUGAGAAGAAACCACUUCCAGCCGCUGGUAAACCAAGUAAACCAGUUGACAAGUUUGGAAAGCCUGUAGAAGAAGAUAAGAUACCGAAGGAACCCACUGACAAGAAACCUAAAAAAGAAAAGGAAGAACCAUCCGGAAAACCAGCAGCUGGUGUUCCUAGUAAACCUAAAUCGAAACCUGAAGAUCAGAUAAAAAUGGUUGAGCCAUAUGAAAAACAUCCAAAAGAUGAUAAAGAACCUACAAAGAAAUCUCCUGCUGGGACACCUGGAAAACCAAGAGAUAAACCAGAAGAUUUGUUUUUGGAACCAAGAAAACCAUCUGACACUGACUAUACUACAUCUGAAACUACUCACACGACAGAAGUUAUGAAAAUGGUGGGUGGGAAAUUAGUGAAAACAACCGUUUUCGUGGACGAUAGAAGAGUCACUGAUGAAACUGAAUCUCACAUAACUACAUUUGAGAAGAAACCACUUCCAGCCGCUGGUAAACCAAGUAAACCAGUUGACAAGUUUGGAAAGCCUGUAGAAGAAGAUAAGAUACCGAAGGAACCCACUGACAAGAAACCUAAAAAAGAAAAGGAAGAACCAUCCGGAAAACCAGCAGCUGGUGUUCCUAGUAAACCUAAAUCGAAACCUGAAGAUCAGAUAAAAAUAGUUGAGCCAUAUGAAAAACAUCCAAAAAAUGAUAAAGAACCUACAAAGAAAUCUCCAGCUGGGACACCUGGAAAACCAAGAGAUAAACCAGAUGGUUUUCAACCAGAUAAAAAGUCAAGAAAACCUGGUGAACCUGAAGAUUUGUUUUUGGAACCAAGAAAACCAUCUGACACUGACUAUACUACAUCUGAAACUACUCACACGACAGAAGUUGUGAAAAUGGUGGGUGGGAAAUUAGUGAAAACAACAGUUUUCGUGGACGAUAGAAGAGUCACUGAUGAAACUGAAUCUCACGUAACUACAUUUGAGAAGAAACCACUUCCAGCCGCUGGUAAACCAAGUAAACCAGUUGACAAGUUUGGAAAGCCUGUAGAAGAAGAUAAGAUACCGAAGGAACCCACUGACAAGAAACCUAAAAAAGAAAAGGAAGAACCAUCCGGAAAACCAGCAGCUGGUGUUCCUAGUAAACCUAAAUCGAAACCUGAAGAUCAGAUAAAAAUGGUUGAGCCAUAUGAAAAACAUCCAAAAGAUGAUAAAGAACCUACAAAGAAAUCUCCUGCUGGGACACCUGGAAAACCAAGAGAUAAACCAGAAGAUUUGUUUUUGGAACCAAGAAAACCAUCUGACACUGACUAUACUACAUCUGAAACUACUCACACGACAGAAGUUGUGAAAAUGGUGGGUGGGAAAGUAGUGAAAACAACAGUUUUCGUGGACGAUAGAAGAGUCACUGAUGAAACUGAAUCUCACGUAACUACAUUUGAGAAGAAACCACUUCCAGCCGCUGGUAAACCAAGUAAACCAGUUGACAAGUUUGGAAAGCCUGUAGAAGAAGAUAAGACACCGAAGGAACCCACUGACAAGAAACCUAAAAAAGAAAAGGAAGAACCAUCCGGAAAACCAGCAGCUGGUGUUCCUAGUAAACCUAAAUCGAAACCUGAAGAUCAGAUAAAAAUGGUUGAGCCAUAUGAAAAACAUCCAAAAGAUGAUAAAGAACCUACAAAGAAAUCUCCUGCUGGGACACCUGGAAAACCAAGAGAUAAACCAGAAGAUUUGUUUUUGGAACCAAGAAAACCAUCUGACACUGACUAUACUACAUCUGAAACUACUCACACGACAGAAGUUGUGAAAAUGGUGGGUGGGAAAUUAGUGAAAACAACCGUUUUCGUGGACGAUAGAAGAGUCACUGAUGAAACUGAAUCUCACAUAACUACAUUUGAGAAGAAACCACUUCCAGCCGCUGGUAAACCAAGUAAACCAGUUGACAAGUUUGGAAAGCCUGUAGAAGAAGAUAAGAUACCGAAGGAACCCACUGACAAGAAACCUAAAAAAGAAAAGGAAGAACCAUCCGGAAAACCAGCAGCUGGUGUUCCUAGUAAACCUAAAUCGAAACCUGAAGAUCAGAUUAAUAAGUUUGAGCCACUUUAUAAACAUCCAACUGAUACCAUAGAACCAACAAAGAAAUCGGGGGCUCCUGGAGCUUUCUCUGAGAGACCUAAAUUGCCUGAAAAGCCUAAACAACCUGCUGGAAAACCAAGUCAACCUAUCGAUAAAUUUGGAAGACCUUUAGACUUAUUUGAAGAACCUAAACAGCCCCAGAAACCUCAAAUUGAUAGGUCUAAAGAGCCUGAGGACAGAAUUGUUCCUCUACCGAAAGAUGAACCCGACAGAGUGUCAGUGGUAGGGACUCAUAUCCAGACAUCGAAGACGUCAACUUCAUCGACUGUUGUCCAAGAAGCCACUUCUGCCUCAACUGAAUCUAUUAUAAGGAAAGGUGUGAGGAGAAUCAUAACUGACAAGGGUGUCGUGGAGGAGAUUUUGCCAGAGACAGUAGUUAUUCGUAAAACUAGUGAUGCAGAAGAUAUCCGCAAGCAAUCAUUUGUUGUCCACGAGGACACCAAGGUUGGUACCACAGUAUACACAACUCAUAAGGAUGUUAGAGAAAUUCAACCAAAGGAUAAAAAACCAUUGGAGGACAGGCCUAAGGAACCGAAAGAACCAAAGGAUAAGAAACCGAAAGAACCAACCGAGUUGAAGGAGAAGAAGCCUAAGGAACCCAAGGAGCCUAAACCGGCGAAGGAGCAAUGCAUCUGCGAGAUUUGCACUUGUGGACGGCAUCGCUGCCCCCAUGGACCCUACAGUGAGGGUCCACCCCUGGACUGGCAGCCAGAGCCUCUUCCUGAGCACUCACUUCUCCAAGAAGAGUUCCGACCCUUCGCUCCUGGAGAAGUCCAUCGGCCCAAACUUCAGCGGCUCCACACUGAGCUAGAGCUACCUUCAGGGCCUCUAGAUGCUACCACUGCCUACACCCGUGACUACCCCGAGAAACAUGCUGAACGCCCUCACAGGUACAGGGUAGAAGAUAAUCUCCAUCCUGAAGGAGAUUUCGAACGACCCGAACCUGAGAAGUAUGGCCCAGGAGAACGAGCUCCGAUCAUCAAACAUCCCGACAACCUUCGAGUGGAGGGAGACUUCGAGAGACCAGAGCGAGAGCCCUUCAGACCUGCUGAGCGACCCAGGCAGGUCAAGCCCUCUGAUAAUCUGCGGCCGGAAGGUGAAUUUGAGACUCCUCAAAAGGAGCCUUAUAGACCUGCAGAACGGCCUAAACAGGUGAAACCUUCUGAUAACUUAAAGCCAGAAGGAGAUUUUGAAACUCCUGAAAAAGAACCGUUCAGGCCAGCUGAGAGACCAAAGCAGGUGAAACCAACAGACAAUUUAAGGCCUGAGGGUGAUUUUGAAACACCUAAAAAGGAACCUUUUAGACCUGCAGAAAGACCAAAACAGGUCAAGCCAACUGACAAUUUGAGACCUGAAGGUGAUUUUGAAACACCUCAAAAGGAACCAUUCAGACCUGCUGAGAGACCAAAACAGAUCAAACCAACAGACAACUUAAGACCUGAAGGGGAUUUUGAAACCCCUCACAAAGAACCAUUUAGACCUGCAGAGAGGCCAAAACAAGUUAAACCAACAGACAAUCUAAGACCUGAAGGUGAUUUUGAAACUCCUCACAAAGAACCAUUUAGACCUGCUGAGAGGCCAAAACAAGUUAAACCAACAGACAAUCUAAGACCUGAAGGUGAUUUUGAAACUCCAGAAAAAGAACCUUUUAGACCUGCAGAAAGACCAAAGCAAGUCAAGCCCACUGACAAUCUGAGACCUGAGGGUGACUUUGAAACCCCUCAAAAAGAACCUUUCAGACCUGCUGAGAGACCAAAACAGAUCAAACCAACAGACAACUUAAGACCUGAAGGUGAUUUUGAAACUCCUCAAAAAGAACCAUUUAGACCUGCUGAGAGGCCAAAACAGAUUAAACCAACAGACAAUCUAAGACCUGAAGGUGAUUUUGAAACUCCUCACAAAGAACCAUUUAGACCUGCUGAGAGGCCAAAACAGAUCAAACCAACAGAUAAUUUAAGACCUGAAGGUGAUUUUGAAACUCCUCAAAAAGAACCCUUCCGGCCAGCAGACAGACCUAAACAAAUCAAGCCUACAGACAACUUGAAACCAGAGGGUGAAUUUGAAACACCACAGAAGGAACCGUUCAGACCUGCAGACAGGCCAAAAGCAGUGAAGCCGACCGAUAACUUAAAACCCGAAGGAGACUUCGAACGACCAGAACAACCAAAAGCUCCUACUAGAGGGGAACGAGCACCUAUCAAGAAGCCAGAGGAUAAUUUGGCACCUCUAGGAGAGUUCACAGGAGUUACCACGAAACAGUUGGAGUUCACAGGACAGCCAGGAGAGCGUCCUGUGUUGGUACGCCGCAACACCUUUACGAAGCUGGAGGGUGAUUUCGAGUCUGAAACUACGAGUCGUAGUGAGUUCAGGCAGUUCGACCAGACCACUCGCACUGAGAUUGUGCGACGCCGUGACGAUAAUCUCACCGUGGGCGAAGGAAAAUUUACUGUAACUUCGCGAACCCAAGAGGAUUACCCAGAGCGCAGACCAACCAAGCCUGAGAAACCCAAGAAGCUGAAGGACAAUAUAAUCACUGAGAAUGGAGAGACUCACUUUGAAACCAGUAGCCACGAGGCGUUCACAGAGCACCACUUCAUUGAUCGUGUGGAGGUGACAAAACGAACUGACAACCUUACCACUGAGGGGACAAUGAUCUUUGAGACAUCAUCAAAAACUGAUUUCAUUGAAAAGACUCCUGAGCCUGUAAAACCAACACGCAGACGAACUUGGACGAAACAAGAUGGAGAGAGAUUCUUUGAAACAACCAACUCAGAAGAAUUCAAGCAACACCCGAUAACUCAAGUGACACAAUAUAUCUUGCGAGACAACCUGACAACAGAGGAAGGGAUAUUUGAGAGUAACACAACGUCUAAAGAUGUGUAUAAAACAUACAAAGUGGAUAGACCAAAACCAACUAAACCAAAAGACAAUUUGAAACCAGAGGGCGAGUUUGAAAGACCUAAGGAAGAAAAGGUAGGGCCUGCUGAAAGGCCUAAACCAAUCAAACCAUCUGACAAUUUAAAACCAGAAGGAGAAUUUGAAAGGCCAAAGAAAGAAAAGGUUAGUCCUGGUGAGAGACCAAAACCGAUCAAACCUUCUGAUAAUCUUAAGCCAGAAGGGGACUUUGAAAGACCAACACCUCAGAAAGUUGGACCCGGUGAAAGAGCUGAAAUUGUUCGCCAUCCUGAUAACUUAAAACCUGAAGGAGAUUUUGCUAAACGUCCAAAAGAUGAAACACCACUGAAAGGAGAAAGAGCUCCCGUCAUUAAGCAUAGAGACAAUUUAUUUCCAGAGGGUGAUUUUGAACGACCAGAAAAUGACUUCACACCAAAGAAAGGUGAAAGAGCUCCAGUAAUAAAACCCAAGGAUAACUUAAAACCGGAAGGAGAGUUUGAUAGGCCAACCCCAGAAAAGUUCAGUCCAGCUGAAAGACAACAGCCUUUCAAGCCUCAUGAUAAUCUGAAACCAGAAGGAGAUUUUACCCGCAGACCAAAAGAAGACACGCCAAUCAAAGGAGAAAGAGCACCAGUUGUGAAACCAAAGGAUAAUUUAAGGCCUGAGGGUGAAUUUGAAAGGCCAGAGCCAGAAGAUUAUUAUCCCUCUGAAAGACCAAAACCUGUAAAACCUUUAGAUAAUUUGAGACCUGAAGGAGAGUUUGAAAAACGACACCAUGAGCCUUAUAAACCGGCUGAAAGACCUGAGAUUAUAAGGCAUCCUGACAACCUGAAACCAGAAGGAACAUUUGAAACUAGACCUAAAGAAAAAGCUCCAACAAAGGGAGAAAGGGCUCCUGUAGUCAAACCAAAAGACAAUCUUAAACCUGAAGGUGAUUUUGAAAAAAGGCAUUAUGAACCAUCACCUAAAGGUGAGAGAGCACCUGUAGUAAAGCCCAAAGAUAAUUUAAAGCCAGAAGGAGAAUUUGAAAGACCCACGCACAAAGAAUUCACACCUACGGAGAGACCUAAAGCUGUAAAACCAACAGAUAACUUAAAACCUGAAGGAGAAUUUGAAAGGCCUAAACCAGAAGAAUACACACCAUCCAAAAGACCACAACCAGUAAAACCCACAGAUAAUUUGAAACCUGAAGGAGAAUUUGAAAGACCUGUUCCACAGAAGGUUCGUCCUGGGGAAAGGGCUGAAAUUGUUAAACACCCAGAUAAUCUUAAACCAGAGGGUGAAUUCGUUGGUAGGCCAAAAGAAAAGGCGCCAACCUAUGGUGAAAGAGCUCCAGUUGUCAAGCCAAAAGACAAUCUAUAUCCUGAAGGUGAAUUUCAGCGGCCAGAGCCUGAAGAUUAUUAUCCUGCUGAAAGACCGAAAGCCAUUAGACCUCAUGAUAAUUUGAGACCGGAGGGUGAGUUUGAAAAACGCUAUCCAGAAUCUUACAAACCUGCUGAACGUCCAGAAAUAAUAAGACACCCCGAUAAUCUAAAACCUGAAGGAGAAAUUGAUUACAAGCCAAAGGAAAAGGCUCCAACAAAGGGAGAUAGAGCGCCUAUUGUUAAACCUAAGGAUAAUCUAUAUCCAGAAGGGGAAUUUGAAAAGAGGCAUCCUGAGCCAACACCUCAUGGUGAAAGAGCACCUGUGGUUAAACCAAAAGAUAACUUGUGGCCAGAAGGAGAGUUUGAGAGACCAAAGCCAGAAGAAUAUACACCUACAAAGAGGCCUAAGGCAGUAAAACCAACUGACAAUCUUAAACCAGAGGGUGAGUUCGAGAGGCCUACUCCUGAAAAAGUUCGUCCAGGAGAACGAGCAGAAAUUGUUCGGCAUCCUGACAACCUUAAACCAGAAGGAGAUUUUAUUGGAAGGCCCAAAGAGAAAGCACCUACAUAUGGAGAAAGAGCACCAGUGGUUAAACCUAAGGAUAAUCUUUAUCCAGAGGGAGAUUUCCAGAGACCUGAACCUGAAGACUAUUACCCUGCUGAAAGGCCGAAACCAAUUCGACCAAAUGACAACUUAAAGCCUGAGGGUGAAUUUGAAAAACGCUAUCCUGAUGCAUAUAGACCAGCUGAACGACCUGAAAUCAUCAGACAUCCAGAUAAUUUGAAACCAGAGGGAGAGUUUGAAAGCAGACCUAAAGAAAAGGUUCCCCUUAAGGGCGAAAGAGCUCCAGUUGUAAAACCUAAAGAUAAUUUGAAACCUGAAGGUGAAUUUGAGAAGCGUCAUCAUGAACCAAUACCACAUGGUGAACGAGCUCCUGUUGUCAAGCCAAAAGACAAUCUAAGGCCUGAAGGUGAAUUUGAAAGACCAAAACCAGAGGAGUACACUCCUACAAAGAGACCUAAACCAGUGAAACCCUCUGACAAUCUGAAGCCUGAAGGUGAGUUUGAGAGACCAACUCCAGAAAAAGUACGACCAGGAGAGCGUGCAGAAAUAGUAAGGCAUCCUGACAAUCUGAAACCUGAAGGCGACUUUAUUGGCAGGCCAAAAGAAAAGGCACCUACUCAUGGAGAAAGAGCUCCAGUGGUUAAACCUAAAGAUAACUUGUAUCCCGAAGGUGAAUUCCAGAGACCAGAGCCUGAAGAUUAUUAUCCUGCUGAAAGACCGAAAGCCAUUAGACCUCAUGAUAAUUUGAGACCGGAGGGUGAGUUUGAAAAACGCUAUCCAGAAUCUUACAAACCUGCUGAACGUCCAGAAAUAAUAAGACACCCCGAUAAUCUGAAACCUGAAGGAGAAAUUGAUUACAAGCCAAAGGAAAAGGCUCCAACAAAGGGAGAUAGAGCGCCUAUUGUUAAACCUAAGGAUAAUCUAUAUCCAGAAGGGGAAUUUGAAAAGAGGCAUCCUGAGCCAACACCUCAUGGUGAAAGAGCACCCGUGGUUAAACCAAAAGAUAACUUGUGGCCAGAAGGAGAGUUUGAGAGACCAAAGCCAGAAGAAUAUACACCUACAAAGAGGCCUAAGGCAGUAAAACCAACUGACAAUCUUAAACCAGAGGGUGAGUUCGAGAGGCCUACUCCUGAAAAAGUUCGUCCAGGAGAACGAGCAGAAAUUGUUCGGCAUCCUGACAACCUUAAACCAGAAGGAGAUUUUAUUGGAAGACCCAAAGAGAAAGCGCCUACAUAUGGAGAAAGAGCACCAGUGGUUAAACCUAAGGAUAAUCUUUAUCCAGAGGGAGAUUUCCAGAGACCUGAACCUGAAGACUAUUAUCCUGCCGAAAGGCCGAAACCAAUUCGUCCAUAUGACAACUUAAAGCCUGAGGGUGAAUUUGAAAAACGCUAUCCUGAUGCAUACAGACCAGCUGAACGACCUGAAAUCAUCAGACAUCCAGAUAAUCUAAAACCAGAGGGAGAAUUUGAAAGGAGACCAAAGGAAAAGGUUCCUCUCAAGGGUGAAAGAGCACCAGUGGUUAAGCCCAAAGACAACUUAUAUCCAGAAGGUGAGUUUGAACGCCCUGAAUUAAUACCAUAUGGGCCAGGAGAAAGACAAAAACCAAUAAAACCAAGUGACAAUUUAAGACCGGAGGGUGAUUUUGAACGACCUGAGAAACCUAAGUAUGGUCCAGGAGACAGAGCUGAGAUUAUUCGACAUCCAGACAACUUGAAACCUGAAGGAGAAUUUACUAGACCAGUUCGUGAAAAGGUAGGACCUGGAGAACGCCCUAAGGCAGUAAAGCCAAUGGAUAACUUGAAGCCUGAAGGAGAGUUUGAGAAGCGAACACCACAAAAAGUAGGUCCAGGUGAUAGAGCAGAAAUUAUAAGGCACCCAGACAAUUUAAAACCAGAAGGGGACUUUGUUAGACCACAGAAAGAGGUAACACCAACUAAGGGAGAAAGAGCUCCUAUUGUGAAGCCUCAAGACAAUUUACGUCCUGAAGGUAAAUUUGAAAGCCGUCCUAGAGAAGAGGCUCCAAAGAAGGGAGAUAGAGCUACUGUUGUGAGACCACAGGAUAAUUUGAAGCCUGAGGGUGAGUUUGAGCGUCGUCCUAAAGAGGAGUCACCAAAGAAAGGUGAAAGAGCACCUAUUGUCAAACCUAAAGACAAUCUUUAUCCUGAGGGUGAGUUUGAAAAACGACCCAAAGAAGAUACUCCUCUUAAGGGAGAGAGAGCUACAGUAGUCAAGCCACAAGAUAAUCUUAGACCAGAGGGUGAGUUUGAAAAACGACCUAAGGAUGAAACUCCAAUAAAGGGUGAGAGAGCUCCAGUAAUCAAGCAUCGUGAUAACUUGAGGCCUGAAGGUGAAAUAGAAACUUACAGAACCAGGGAUGAUUAUGUAGUUGUUAAAGGUGAGAGAGCAGAAAUUACCCGACAUGAAGAUAAUUUACAGGUUACUGGGGAGUUCACAGGAAUACGAAGGGAUGAUUAUAGGAUUGUACGAGGGGAAAGAGCUGAAAUUCAAAAGCAUACAGACAAUUUGAAAAUGGAAGGAGAGUUUAUUGACAUAAUGAGAAGGGAUGAUUAUAGAGCUGUCCGUGGGGAGCGUAGUGAAGUGAUAAAACAUACUGACAAUUUAUACUUAGAGGGUGAAUUCAUUGAUAUUCGCAGCAGAGAUGACUAUAAGGUUGUUAAAGGCGAACGAACUGAGAUUAAGAAAUAUGUUGACAACCUAUAUUUGGAAGGUGACUUUGAUAGACCGGAAAAACCAAAAUAUGGCCCUGGUGAACGUAGGACACCUAUUAGACAUGAAGACAACCUUCACCCAGAGGGUGAAUUUGAGAAACGAACUCCAGAAAAAGUGGGUCCAGGAGAGCGAGCAGAAAUAAUAAGGCAUCCUGAUAAUCUUAAGCCUGAAGGAGAAUUUGAAAAGAGACCAAAAGAAAAAACACCACUACGAGGUGAAAGAGCACCAAUUGUUAAACCAAAAGACAAUCUUAGACCUGAGGGAGAGUUUGAGAAACGAACACCAGAAAAGGUUGGUCCUGGAGAACGAGCUGAAAUUGUGAAACACCCAGAUAAUCUAAAGCCUGAAGGGGAGUUUGAAAGAAGACCAAAGGAUGAUACACCUCGUCGUGGUGAAAGAGCACCAAUAGUAAAGCCAAAAGAUAAUCUUAAACCUGAGGGUGAAUUUGAGAAAAGACCCAGAGAUGAUACACCUAAGAAAGGUGACAGAGCACCAGUUGUCAAACCUAAAGAUAACUUGAAACCAGAAGGAGAAUUUGAGAAGAGAACACCUGAAAAAGUUAAACCUGGUGAGCGAGCUGAAAUUGUAAGACAUGUAGAUAACUUAAGACCUGAGGGUGAUUUUGUUGAUUAUCGUUCAAGGGAUGAUUACAGAAUAGUCAAGGGAGAACGAAUGGAUAUUGUUCACCAUGAAGAUAAUUUAAGGAUGGAAGGUGAAAUUGAAAUACAUCGCUCUCGAGACGAUUAUAAUGCAACUCGUGGUGAACGAGCUGAAGUAACCGUCCACAGAGAUAACUUAAGAAUGGAAGGUGAGAUUGAAGAGUAUAGAUCAAGGGAUGAGUAUCGUAAGGUAAAAGCUGAAAGAUCUGAAAUUGUGAAGCAUGAAGACAAUUUGAAACUUGUUGAGGCAAGGUUUGAUGAUACACGCACCAGAGAUGAUUUUAAGGUGGUGAAAGGAGAAAGAGCCAUUGUAAAAAAACAUGAAGACAAUCUUAGAAUGGAGGGUGAAUGGGAAAUUAGACGAAGAGAUGAUUAUUCAGCGGUCCGUUCAGAAAGGACAGAGGUUGUAAAACAUGAAGAUAAUCUACGAGUUGAAGGUGAGUUUAUAGACCAUAGAUCCAGAGAUGACUAUAGAGUUGUUCAAGGAGAAAGAUGUAAGAUUACAAGACACCCAGAUAAUUUGAAACCAGAAGGUGAAUUUGAAAAACGCACACCAACAAAAGUCUUGCCUGGAGAACGGAGAACACCAAUUAGACAUGAAGACAAUCUUCGACCAGAGGGUGACUUUGAAAGACGAACACCAGAAAAGAUUAGACCAGGUGAACGGGCAGCUGUUGUAAAACAUCCUGAUAAUCUGAAGCCUGAAGGAGAUUUUGAUAGACCCAGAAAAGACAGAUAUGGUCCUGGUGAACGCAGAACACCAAUUAGGCAUCCAGACAAUCUUAAACCGGAAGGGGACUUUGAAAGACCUGAACAUAGCCCAUACCAACCUGGUGACAGAGCUCCAGUUGUUAAACACCCUGAUAACCUCUAUCCUGAAGGAGAAUUUGCAACCCCAACUAUGUAUCAAGUGGGCCCUGGAGAACGUAGAACACCCAUUAGGCAUCCUGACAAUUUGAAACCUGAGGGAGAUUUUGACAGACCUAAACAAAUCCCUCUUGGUCCAGGUGAGCGCCAGAGACCAAUCAAGCCAACUGACAAUUUAAGACCUGAGGGAGAUUUCACUAAGAAAACACCAAUUAGAGUGGGUCCUGGAGAAAGGGCUGAAAUUAUCAGACACCAUGACAAUUUGAGAGUUGAGGGAGAAUUCCAAGGCACACCUCAUAUGAGAGAGGAUUUCAAACCUGGAAAAGGAGAGAGGGCUGUGGUACAUAAACCAAAAGAUAAUCUGCAAAUAGGUGAAGGAGAAUUUGAGCAAACUACAUUGAAAAAAUCAGAAUUUAAAGUUGUUAAGGGAGAACGAGCAACGACUAAACGAUAUGAGGACACUCUUAAAGUAGGAGAAGGACGAAUGGAUACCACAUCGACAACUAAAGAAACUUUUACUACUUUGAGGAAGGAUAGUGUACCAUCUGGUAUUAAUAGAAGACGACAUAUUGAAUCUCAAAUCACUCUUGGAGAUGAUAAAUCAACAAUGGCAAUGUACAAUCGUAAGGCUUACAGCAGCGACAAGGAUCUAACUAGUCACCACCAAGAUGUUCAGCAUGCUACAGAAACAAGAACAUUAGCUGAUGGUAGAACAGUCAUUGUUACUAAACAGGUUACUAAGUCAACUACAGGCGUUGAAAGGAAAAUGCAGCAAUCUGAAGAAUCUCGACAACACAUUUCUAAAUCACAACAGUAUAUAUCAGAGGAACAACGAAUAUUGAAUGAAAAUGCUAGAAGGGAAUCUAAUGUUAGAGAAUCCCGAGAAAUAGUACAAAAUGGACAUACAUCACACGUUGGUAAUGUUUCACAUGUCAGUCAGGCUAUGAUCGAUGAAGCACGACACACUCAGAUGCGACAGCAACAUGAGGCACAUACAACCCAGCGGUCUCAUUCUACCCAUCUCUCUGAGCAGCAUUUGUCAAAGUCUUCUUCAACACAAAGUAUGAAGCAAAUCAUGGAACAUGAGGCAAGAGUUUCUGGUCAGUAUCAACAGCAGGUAAGAUCUGGUUCAUCCAGUAACAUUCAUCACCACUCAACCUCCCACAUUCAAGAGUCCAAUCUCCGUGAAAGUCACAGUGCGGAAACCUCAUCAGUGAAACGACUUUCUACAACUCAAAUGACAAGUCAGCAACGAUUAGAGAACAGUAAACGGCACUCCAAGAGCAGAACUAGCACUGAGUUUCUGCAUGCCUUAGAAGGCACAGGACCUGUUGAGCCAGUGAGACAAUCCGAUGGCUAUCAUCGCAAGAGUGUAAUCACAUCCUCGGCAACAGACCUCAGCAAUUCUAUCCUGCAUCGCAAGGGAGUUCAAUCUUCCACAGAGGCACUCCAUACAAUAUCGUCUACAGCCUCUCAGCAGAAAAAGAGUCUCCAAAAUAUUGAUGUUUCACAAAUGUCUUCUCACCAGGAAGGCAGGAAGAGCUUGAGUUCUAUCUACAGACAAGGUGGAAUGAGUGAGGUUCAUCCUGCUGGAGGAGUUGUCAGAAGGCAGGACAAUCUGAGUGUUGGAGGAGGAAGAUUCUAUGGACAGAGUGAGGCCAAAGCUUAUGGAAACUUUGUGACAACCGAGCGAGUGACCAGAGUACGUGCAUCUAAUGCUUCUCACUUUAGUCUUGGGGGUGAAUCUCAACAAGUCAUUGGCACCUCAUAUAGAAAAGAAUUCACUCCUCGAGUUACUGGUCCUUGCCCAGCCACUCUAAUCGACUCUAAACAAGCUCCAUUCAAACACACUCGAGACACGACUAAGCAUAAGUUCUAUCUGCCUAAAGUUGCCAACUGAGCCAUUUGUAAUAUCAGUUUUUAACCAGCAAUAAUGUAGAAGUAAUAAUAUAUAUAAAACAUUAGUAAAAAUUUCUGUAGUAUAUCACACUUGAAGGACUGCCUUUGGAUAUGACUGUGAUAUAGAAUACCGUCCUAUAAAAUCUUCCACUUAGAUUUUAUAUCGAUUUAGGUAUUGGGAAUUUCUUUGUGACUUUUCUUAACAAGUCAUUCAUUUCGGUGCAUUUUUUUUAGAUUUGUAAUUUUCUUAGUCAUAUUAUUACAAUACAAACAUUAUUACUUGUUUGAAAUUUAUUUUAAAGUUUGUGCUAUAUUUUGUUUCCUGAGUAAUUGUUAGGUGCUUUUGAUGAAUUAAGUGAUAAAACUUAUAUAAAAAUCUAUCUUCUUAAAUGUGUUAUUUGUUGAAUUUUUAAUAUUAUAUUGUUCCUGUACUAAUGCUUAGCCUCUUAGAAAUUAUAAAAUAUAUAUUUAUAGUGUUGAAUUUUAUAUUUUUAUAUUGUUCCCUAUAUUAUGGAUCUAAGCUUGUUAUUAGAUUUUAACCUUAGAUAAAGCUUGUAUAAAAAUGUUGGAUUACUUACAGGGUUAUAUGUGUAAAAUAUUCUUGUAUAUAUUUAAUAUAUUGAUUUGUUAUUUGUUCAAUUUACUGCAAAGCCCAUAAUGUUACUAACAAAUAACAAUAUAGUUUAUUAUAUUUGUUACUAAUGAAUAGUUGUUGAUUGUGCACACUAUUUUGGCAAGCUUGUUAUAACUAUAUUUUAUUAUAUCACUUAUGUGAAAAAUUAUUUGUGUUUAUUUCUGUUAUUGUUGUUUAGUUUGCUUUAUAAUUUUUUUUAACUUUAUAGGUUCUGCAUUACAUUUGAUUUAUUGAAUAAACUUAUGUUUUAUUGAC
Messenger RNA from Homalodisca vitripennis (glassy-winged sharpshooter), 22974 nucleotides. Its product is annotated as titin-like. Lineage: Eukaryota; Metazoa; Arthropoda; Insecta; Hemiptera; Cicadellidae. Gene Ontology annotation, cellular component: centriole; axonemal microtubule; ciliary basal body. The record is from RefSeq and is a predicted model, not a curated record. Gene Ontology annotation, biological process: microtubule anchoring. Gene Ontology annotation, molecular function: microtubule binding.